UGACCUCUCAUGUGGCACAGUUCAGUCAACGACACCAUAUAAGAAGGCCACAGAAAUCCCUUGGUUUCAGCAUUUUAUGUUCACUGAAUCAAAAUAAACAAAAUGCCAUCAAACUGGAAGAGGCCAGCUGAUGUUGCAUUUCCUCAAGUUUGGGCUAGGUGUGAAGGCAAAACAACUUUAGCAGAUGGUUCUAAGCUCGUCUACAGAAUACAGGAUGCCACUCCUGAAAUGCAUGAAGAAAUUGUUGACAGACUCAUGAUGGUAUACUUUGUCCGAGAUGAGGAUAUUUGCAAGACAAUUAAUUUAAUGGCAGAUAAAACAUCUAUGGAAGACACUAGAAUAAUGUGGAAGGAAUCACUAAGGCAGAAUGUUGGUCUUGUAGCUAUAAGAGAAUAUCCAGAUGGUCAAGAAGAAAUCAUUGGGACCAAUAUAACAUGUGUUGUCACCAAAGGAGAGAAAUCAAAUCCUGAUGAGGUGAAAGGCGAGGCAAUGAGAAAAAUUUGGCGUAUGUUGAUGGAAGAUCUACCAAAGCAACUUGAUGUAUUUGAGCAUUAUGGGGUGGACCACUACAUGAGUGCUGUGGGACUAACUGUAUUACCAAAAUACAGAGGACAAAAUGUGGGACUUGAGAUUUUACGUGCUCGAUUUCAACUUGUGAAAGGUGUUGGACUGAAGGCAACAGCAACAGCUUUCACUGCCAUGGCCUCUCAAAAACAAGCACAGCGUGCAGGCUAUGAGUUGUUGACUGAAAUGGUAUAUAAUGAUUACAAGGUAGAUGGAAAAGUUGUCUUCCCAGGGAUGACCACACCAUCAGUGAAAUAUAUGGGCAAAUACAUACCUUGAUGAGCAGAACAUAAACUGUAAUGGUCUUUCAGAAACAAAGUAGCAGAGAAAGUGUGUGUUUUUUUUUUUUUUUUUUUUUUUUUUUUUUUUUUUUUUUUUUUUUUUUUUUUUUUUUUUUUGUCAGUGUGAGCACUGUACUGGAAAUCUUUGUGUCAUGGUCAGUAAGGUUUUUGGAAAUGUUGCUAUGUUCUCAUAAGUAAUGGUGCAAAUGAAAAUGUAUUAAACAGUAUGAUUCAGUGCAUGACGCCAACUUGUGUGACAAUGGUGUAUGAAUGAUGUAUUUGAAUUUUCAGCAAACAAGUGUGACUAGAUAAAAUAACAUUGGUAAUUUGUAUUAAACUGACAAAUUUGUAUCAUUGUAAGCUACAUAAGUUCAGAGUAAUAUUUCACUUUGCAGCUUGUAAAAAUUUCUGCCAAAGUAAUAAAUUACAAGGGGGUUCCCUAAGUUUCAGAUAAAACACAAGCACGUAACAUUUAUACACUUUUUCAAUAAACAAUGAAAGCACUCUCUCAGUUCACUAACCCAUUAAUGCAUUUUUUACUGAGAACUGAAGUUCAUGGACUACAAUGCUGAAGAAAUUUUUAUAUAAGUGGAAUUCUAUUUGGAGUUAAGUGUACUUCAUAAUUUUUUCUGAAACAUAAGGAGUAAAAGCCAGUUAUAAAGCACCAUUUAACCUAGUCGGUCUUUAUGAAACAUAAAUGCUACACCCAAAUUAUAUUUUUUCUACUUCUUUGUGGUACCUGAUUGUAGCAUGUACUGAAGCCAAUAUGCUUUCAGUGCAUCACUUGUUUUCAUUUCUGCAUGUUCCCAGUAAGUGGCAACACAUAUGCUUGAAAAAAAGCUGUUUAUUGAAGUCUCUCUUCAGGAAAUAAAGGUAAUUUCUGCUUGUUGUUAAUAA
Molecule: messenger RNA, 1742 nt
Organism: Schistocerca americana (American grasshopper)
Lineage: Eukaryota; Metazoa; Arthropoda; Insecta; Orthoptera; Acrididae
Exons: 2
Coding region: 103-843 (246 amino acids)
Molecular function (GO): N-acetyltransferase activity
Source: RefSeq, a predicted model, not a curated record